This is a messenger RNA of Exophiala oligosperma, 1980 nucleotides long. RefSeq lists its product as uncharacterized. Lineage: Eukaryota; Fungi; Ascomycota; Eurotiomycetes; Chaetothyriales; Herpotrichiellaceae. The record is from RefSeq and is a predicted model, not a curated record. The transcript has 2 exons. The coding region runs from base 534 to 1814 and encodes 426 amino acids.
UGAUCCUUCCGCUAUUAUUGCAUGGAAGAACUGGAAAGAGUCAGUAUAUCAUGUUAUUCUUUGGGUAACAGCCGACAAUAAACAGCUGUCAGCUCUGGCAUGGCCUACUUUGGCCGGUAUCGAGCCAUCUGAGAUUGGCUGCUUGCAUAUCGUUACGACAUAAUUAAUAUUAUGACGUGUUAUGAAAGCAAUCACUAACUCGCUGAAUGUUCUUGGGUUGCUGGCGAGAUCUCUUUGCAAUUCGUGCUGAUGGGAAACAAUUGCGACUACUGCACUGCACUCGAAUGGCAGUGACAACCAACGCUAUUCAGAAGACACGAUAUUUCAUAGGUGCAGGCAGUGACACGCCCUCUGCCUUCACUUUCAACAACAACAACACCACCACCACCAACGCCAGAAGUUUCCUUCUCGUUGAUACCUAAACCUCACCGUGCCGUCAACAACCUCAAAAAUUACAAGUUUGCAAAUCCUGUGUCUAGAACCCCCAUCACCCUCUUUUGGUCGUCUCCCGUCUUCACCAGAUCCUGCCCACAAUGGACGUCUUGCAAGAAGCCAGUCAAGCUGAUCUAGUCUACCUUUCCAAACAUGCCGAAGUAUUAGCAGCAGGUCUCAACAAACAACAGUCUGAAUGCGGCCACCAGAGCACUUCCGUCGAAAUCUCUCAAGUCGCCGCAGAGCUAAGACUUCUCUCGGAGGAGUUGAACAAUCUCUGGAAGGCAAUCGAUGUCAAACAAGAGCAGUACACGAAUGUGUUCAGGGAAGACCUCUGGGAAAUGCACAAUAAUCUCGAGGGCAUAUUCGAAGAUGUCGAGGAUUGUUGUAGAGAGAUGCAGAAAGCCGAUCAAAUCGAGGCCACUGCUCUCGGCUGGCUUCAUCGUCGGCCAUAUGUCAAGAAACUACGAAAACAUCUUGAGGCCAAUAAAACUACUCUAAUAGUCAUGAGGACGGUGCUGCACCAUGGCACAGAGUAUGGAUUGCAAAGCUCUCCAGAACGCCUUGCUGAAUCAUCUCCUCAUAUCCUUCAAGAAGACUUGGCAAUAUUGCAGUCGGUAUUCGCAAGUAAACAAGCCAUCGAGGAGCUGGAAAGUGCUACGAAAAUGUCGAAACAAAACACGCCGUUGCUUUCCUCCUUAAAGACUCCUACCUUUCAACCUGGAGCCCACGGUCGAAACCUUUCCUCUGCCACUGGUGUUGAUACUCCUGCGGUCGAAGACUUUCUGCCUCCUGGAACAACCGGAAAUAAGGAUGCAGACCCCCUGACAAAGAGGUUUUCAAAACGUGGUGUCCGUCUUGCUGUGCAUAGUUCAAUUAUGGACCUCAAUGCUCACGAGAUCCCCGACUCGCUCAAGAAGAGGUGGAUUCACAAAGCUAGAUUCCGACAAAAAGGCAGGUUGUUCGCCGCAGGUAGCCUAUCGAGUGCUCAACUCAGCAAGAUAUCGGAGGUUACCUCAGUUACGAGUGGUGAACAUCGUAGGGGUCCAUCGCAUUCCACCGAUGGUGCAAGAGAUGAGAACGACAACGACAAACGUUCGGAAUUGUCAAGCACCGAUGAACUCCCGACUGCCCAUGUGUCCAAGGCAAAAAAACGAGGCUUGACCUUGUUGGCUACUCCGGUUGGCCAAACCUUGGGCAAACUCAUUACGAAAUUGAGCUCCACGAGUCUUCGAGAAAAUCGUGACGCCAAUUCCGCCCCGAAAAAGACCAAGGACUCCGACAAGUCAGGUUGGACUUACAAAUUGACUAAACCAUUCGAGAAGUCCGAGUUGACUACCCCCGACUACAAUCAAGAUAUCGAAAACAUGGUCCUACGUUGAAGGCGGUGGUGGGAAUGAACUGAAUGGUCAGAAGAAGCAUUUUAUGUGGCACACGAUUGGAGUGAUAAUGAUGCCGGUUAAGCGAUUGGAGCACGAUGCCUUUUUGCUCCUUGGCCUGACUCAAUGCUGGCAUUGUGUCUGUGGUGUCUGAUCAUUGAGAGUUGAG